This is a messenger RNA of Haplochromis burtoni (Burton's mouthbrooder), 1538 nucleotides long. Its product is annotated as protein JTB. Gene Ontology annotation, biological process: mitotic cytokinesis. NCBI's taxonomy places the organism in Eukaryota, Metazoa, Chordata, Actinopteri, Cichliformes, Cichlidae. The record is from RefSeq and is a predicted model, not a curated record. Gene Ontology annotation, cellular component: midbody; cytoplasm; spindle.
AAGUCACAGUUGGCCUGCAGACUGACAGGCUAUGUAGAGCGAGUGAACUGCAGCCAGUCCAGCAGAGAGGAGUACAAAAGCUGCCGCUCUGUUCUCAUGGAAGAACAUCUGUUCUGGAAGUUUGAGGCGGCCAUGUUGGCUCUGACAACCCUCUUCGCCGUCCUCGUUGUCAUCCGCCAGCGACGACUUGACCGCCUUGCCUCUGAGAAGGUCCGUCGCCAGAUUGAGUCCAUCUAGGAUACCUGGACAAGAACUAUGACUGUAGUGGUGUCUUAACAGUAGAGGGCAAAUGGACCUGCAGAGACUGUUUUCACACUUAACUCUAAAUUUGAAACAAAUAUAGGAAACAGAAAGUCUUGGCACAGAAACAAGGAUGGCUGACAUGCCCUGCCCUAAGAAAUAUGAUAAACAGGAACCAGUCAAGUCAAGGGGUGGAGUCAUGUCCGCGACAUCAUUAGAAUUAAUGAGAUUGGAGAAGAUGGAUUGCGCCUAUUGUUUCUGCUUCCUGUUUUCAAUGCCAUGGUAACCAGCAGCUCUCACCUUCUUUUUUUUUUUUUUCUUCCUUUUUUCUGGUUGUUUGGUUCUUUGCUAAAACGUUUGGAUCAAUAAAGUUAGGGGAUGAGAAUUGAUAAGAAUUUUGCAAUUCUGAUUCCAUUAUUAAUAUCACUUAUAAAUUCGUUUCCUUAUCGAUUCCUUUAUCCAUUCUCUUUGGCUCCACUUUGUGAGUCACCACCAUCUCUAAGCAGCAUAUCAAAGACACUGCAGUCACCCAAAAUUAUUACAUGCUCAGAUGUCAAAUGUGUGUGCAUGUUGCAGGUGUUUCCUCUCAUUGUUUUGAUCAGUGUUAGGGUCAAUACUCAGUCAUUCUUGCUUAUAUUACACAGAACCCUUUUAUUUUAAAAGUAAUGCAGUAUGUUACUUAAUUACACCCAGGAGAAAGACAUUUGUUAUACUACUCGUUACGUUACUGUCAUGUUAGUCUGUAAAAUAAUCUGCAACACACUAUCAUAAUUAGCAAUACAAACCUGAGGCUACAGCCCGACACACUAACACAAAUCCCUAUCCUAAUGAGGACAGCACAAAGCAAAGAUGAAAACCUUAAAGGUUUUCACAAAGAGACCUUAAAGUGAUUCUACUUUAGAAACAUGAACCAGUAAAAACGGAGGCUGCAAGUUGUGUGGGCUGGGGUCAGCAUUUACUCAGCUUUAACAUCACUCGGGGUUCUUGUUAGCUUAGUGUUAGCAUGCUGCCGAAGUUUUGUUAACGGUAUAAUGCAGUUGUUUCUGUCCUGAAGUGGUCUCCACUUUACCAUCACGCUCUCAUCCUUUGAGAACUGGUUCUCGAUUCACAUCCCUAAAUAAAGUUAUUCAGUACUUAAUUUAAUGCAGCAGAGUUCUGGUCCUUUCUUUGAAGCUUCACAUCCUGUGUAGCUGGAUGGGCAGGGCCUUUGACAUGAAUGUGGAAUUGAUAGUUGAUCAAUAGAUAUUUAAAGUGGAAAUAUGAAAUUUGCUAAUCUAAAUAAAACAUUUUCCGUUUUU